CGGGAACUGUAGUCUAGUGAGGUAGUAGUAAUAUGGCCGGCUCGCGGGCUGUUACUGUGUCUCCUCUCUUUGGUUCCCUCCCCCCACUCCGGACAACUAAGAGGGUGAGGCUUCCGGGGUUGGAUUUUUGCCGGCUCAAAAUUCCCCGUAUGUGGAGAGUAGUUUGGAAUUUUCCAGAAAGGUCGUCAGUUGUUUGCUGCCAUGGUGAAGGAGACUAUGUACUAUGAUGUGCUGGGGGUGAAGCCUAAUGUCUCUGCUGAGGAGCUGAAGAAGGCGUACCGUAGGCUGGCACUGAAAUACCACCCCGAUAAGAACCCCAAUGAGGGCGAGAAGUUCAAGCAGAUCUCCCAAGCCUACGAGAUACUGUCUGACCAGAAGAAGAGAGACCUGUAUGAUAAAGGUGGCGAGCAGGCAAUCAAAGAGGGUGGCUCCAGUAGUAGUUUUGGGUCACCCAUGGACAUAUUUGAUAUGUUCUUUGGAGGUGGUGGGAGGAUGCAGAGGGAGAGACGAGGCAAAAAUGUUGUUCAUCAGUUGUCAGUAAGCUUAGAAGAUAUGUAUAAUGGUGCAACAAGAAAACUGGCUUUGCAAAAGAAUGUGAUCUGUGACAAAUGUGAAGGUCGUGGUGGUAAGAAGGGUGCGGUAGAAUGCUGUCCUAAUUGCAGAGGCACAGGCAUGCAAAUCAGAAUUCACCAGAUUGGUCCAGGAAUGGUGCAACAGAUCCAGUCCGUGUGUAUGGAGUGUCAGGGGCAUGGGGAGCGUAUCAGCCCCAAGGACCGGUGCAAGAGCUGCACUGGCAGAAAAAUUGUUAGAGAGAAGAAGAUCCUAGAAGUUCACAUUGACAAAGGAAUGAAGGAUGGUCAGAAAAUAACAUUCCAUGGUGAAGGUGACCAAGAGCCAGGACUAGAACCAGGGGACAUAAUUAUUGUCUUGGAUCAAAAAGACCACCCUACAUUUACAAGACGAGGUGAAGACCUUGUUAUGUGCAUGGAUAUACAGCUGGUUGAAGCACUGUGUGGCUUUCAAAAACCUAUCACAACACUGGAUAAUAGAACUAUAAUUAUUACUUCUCAUCCUGGCCAUACUGUCAAACAUGGGGAUAUUAAAUGUGUGAUGAAUGAAGGCAUGCCAAUAUACCGUAGACCAUAUGAAAAAGGAUGUCUGAUCAUAGAGUUCAAGGUGAACUUCCCAGGGAGUGGCUUCCUCUCCUCAGAUAAGUUGUCCUUGCUGGAAAAACUGCUACCUGCAAGGCAAGAAGUAGAAGAAACUGAGGAAAUGGAACAAGUGGAUUUAGUGGACUUUGAUCCAACUCAAGAAAGAAGACAUUGCUAUAAUAGAGAAGCCUAUGAAGAUGAUGAGCAUCAGCCUAGAGGCCAUGCCAAGAAGACUUUCCUGUUAUAAUGGACCAUGGUGGCUGGUACCUACCACAGGGCACCUGAGACACCAUCACAAAGGACUACUUCAGGAGGUGGGCUGCCUGCUGGGCCACGCAGGGUCACUGUACUUGGCCAAGGAGGGGGCUGUAGCUCUUAUACAUACAUCCUGCAUGUGCAGAUAAGCUGUUGACACAGAAGCCAGGCUGAAAUUCAUUAAUUCCUACUACAGAAGUAGGAUUAAAUCACUAUGUAAUGCUGGAACUGACCCACAAGACUUUCAUUUACUAAUACUGUCACAGUCCAGCAGGCAAGAGUGGGCCUCACGGAUAGCGCAGCCCUGAUGCCAGCAGGAUGUGCUGGUAUGUCCCAUCAGUCGGCAGCACCUGGGGUGUCUGCAGCCUGAGGCACCACACUGCAGAGCUGUGUGGGAAUGUGGCAAUAAGAAAUGAGAUGGCACUGCAGAAACUCUCCCCUCUGGUAGAACGUUGGGAAAAUUAGUGAUAAGUAGUAAAACAAGGGAGUUGUAGGGAACAAUGAAACCUGAUUGGAUAAAAAGACAAUUCGGCUUGUGAUUGGUUUAAGCCGCUACUUUCGGGGAGGAACAAUGGGGGGAACUAUAAAAGAUUAGUGCCCUAUACAGUGUGGACCCUGCUCCAGAUGACUACCUGAUCUCAGGACCUCCACCUGGUGAGAAGGGGAUGCCCGCGCCAUGAUUCUUCUGUGACUGAUGGGACAUUGAGGGAUCAGCAUUUGUAAGACAGCAAAUUGGUUGCGAACCCGAAGCGCGUGUAGAAUUAUAUUUUGAUUCUUGGCUAUAGUGAAUUAGGCUGAAAGAUUGCAAUGUAGGAGUGAGCAAUAAAUACUUAUAACAGACA
Dromaius novaehollandiae (emu) is the source of this 2248-nucleotide messenger RNA. RefSeq names its product dnaJ homolog subfamily A member 1-like. Bases 202 to 1398 code for a protein of 398 amino acids. The record is from RefSeq and is a predicted model, not a curated record. Gene Ontology annotation, molecular function: Hsp70 protein binding; ATP binding. Gene Ontology annotation, biological process: response to heat; protein refolding. The transcript has 12 exons. NCBI's taxonomy places the organism in Eukaryota, Metazoa, Chordata, Aves, Casuariiformes, Dromaiidae. Gene Ontology annotation, cellular component: cytoplasm; cytosol.